This is a messenger RNA of Ochlerotatus camptorhynchus, 712 nucleotides long. It is a transcript of the gene Cbp20, whose product is annotated as cap binding protein 20. Bases 120 to 599 code for a protein of 159 amino acids. NCBI's taxonomy places the organism in Eukaryota, Metazoa, Arthropoda, Insecta, Diptera, Culicidae. The record is from RefSeq and is a predicted model, not a curated record. Gene Ontology annotation, cellular component: nuclear cap binding complex. Gene Ontology annotation, molecular function: RNA cap binding. Gene Ontology annotation, biological process: mRNA cis splicing, via spliceosome. The transcript has 2 exons.
CAGAAAACAACAAUCCUGUACGCAUCAGGCAAACAAAAUUUCGUCCAGCAAAUUGUUGCAAUUUUGCGGUGAUAAAUACCGAAUUUCGGAAAGCAUUCUAUCGCAAAAGGUAGCUAACGAUGACUUCCGUUCACACACCAUCGGUUGCGCUCAGUAAAUAUCGGGACCAGCAUUUUAAGGGAUCCCGUCAUGAACAGGAACGGCUGCUGAAAUUGACAUGCACUUUGUACAUUGGAAAUCUAAGCUUCUAUACGACGGAGGAACAAAUUCACGAGCUGUUCUCGCGAUGUGGGGACAUCCGGCGCAUUGUAAUGGGAUUGGACAAGUUCAAAAAGACACCGUGCGGUUUCUGUUUUGUGGAGUACUACGCUCGCUGCGAUGCGGAAAGUGCGAUGAGAUACAUUAACGGUACCAGAUUAGAUGAUCGAAUCGUGCGCGUCGACUGGGAUGCCGGGUUCGUCGAAGGGCGACAGUAUGGUCGAGGCAAAACUGGCGGACAAGUACGUGAUGAGUAUCGACAGGAUCACGAUCUCGGUCGCGGAGGCUACGGAAAGAUGGUACAGAUGGGCCAACUGGGAGCAAACAUACGGGAAAGCUAGACAAGCGACCAAGGGCAUUCGGAUUGACGUGGAUUGUGUAAGGUUUUAAGAUUAUUAAGUAUAUAUACAUAUAGAUUAAACUUUCGAAAUGAAUAAAGGGCUCACCUAAUUGA